AUGCAGGAUUUGUGGAAGCAACUGGCGGCACUUCUCAGUGCAGAAGGGCCGCCAGUUAAGACAGAGGCAACUGGCGGCGGCCGACUGGGCGGCAUCCGCGGCCGCGUCCUUCAGCUUGUUGGGAGCGGUGCCACCAGAGGCCUUGCAGAGCCCUUCUUCAUGUCGACCAGCAGCUCGGAGUUUUGGUUUUUUGCAUCCAAAAAUAUUCGAGGCAUUGAGCGAAGCUGGCCAUUUCUGUUUCAGGCAAAGCACCUGACCAACCACGUAAACAUCUUGCUAGGCUCGAAUGUUGCACAGACUUUUGAUGACCGACUAAAGACUGUUGGACGGCAAGUUUUUCGUUACGCACACAGCCAAGUAAAAAAAGAAUGUGUGAAGUCUUGUCUCCAAGAAAUAGAAGCUGCCAAAACUAACAGGAAGUCAAUGGCAGUUGAAUACGAAGCCAUGCCACUACUACUGCUCGCAAUCUUCGGAGAAGACAAAGAGCUGUUCCACAAGCUAACAGAGGAGACGGCCAGCGACGAUGACUUGGGGGAUCUGCCAAGCUGUCCUUUCAUCUGCGCGAAAGAGACUGAUGGACUUUUCUCCCUGCUAAUUCAUGCAUCGCAUGCACUUCAUGCAUCGAAGCCAGACGAGGCCUUCAAGCUGCUGUUCUUCGCCCACUUUGCUUUUAACAUCCAGUACCAGAAGGAGACGAGCCUGUGCUUGGAAUUCACACAGCGGGCUAUUGCAGGUAUUAAUCCUGCAAGAGGAACAAAGGUGCAAAAGAAUGGCGGGAAGCAGCACUGCCUGUCACCAAGAGUGGCUGCACUCGUAACGGCUUUGAAAGACUGA
Molecule: messenger RNA, 834 nt
Organism: Dermacentor albipictus
Lineage: Eukaryota; Metazoa; Arthropoda; Arachnida; Ixodida; Ixodidae
Source: RefSeq, a predicted model, not a curated record